Cladophialophora immunda is the source of this 3254-nucleotide messenger RNA. RefSeq lists its product as uncharacterized. Gene Ontology annotation, molecular function: RNA polymerase II cis-regulatory region sequence-specific DNA binding; DNA-binding transcription factor activity, RNA polymerase II-specific. The coding region runs from base 653 to 2851 and encodes 732 amino acids. Gene Ontology annotation, biological process: regulation of transcription by RNA polymerase II. NCBI's taxonomy places the organism in Eukaryota, Fungi, Ascomycota, Eurotiomycetes, Chaetothyriales, Herpotrichiellaceae. The record is from RefSeq and is a predicted model, not a curated record. The transcript has a single exon.
CCUCAAUAGCCCACCAGGCCCGCGUCAUUCCAGGCAUUCCGUUCCAAGGUCGAACUCCUCUCGCCCACACCUCCGCUGCCCUCGAAGUUUGUUCUUACCCGGCCCUGCUUCGCCCUCUUCCUGCCUGCAUUUCCCCUCUUAAGAACUGGACUGCCUCCUCCUACGUACAGCUUACUCUCGCAUCGAUUUUGACGCGAUAGGCCUGGUAAACAACACACCUUUAUGAACCUCAGCAUUUGUCAACUUUCACGCAAUGUCUCGAUUCAUUCGAUAGUCGCGAUUCGACUCUCGACCUCUAUCCCCUUCGACGGUUCAGCAUUCAUACCAUCCGCCCCCUCGGUCCUCCGACGAGCACUGCAGCUGCGGCCUCGAUCCUCCGCGCCCCUCCCGCACAGACACGCUCAUACCUCCAUCCACCUCCCUAGCCGUGAGAAUUGAACCUCUUGACGCCCUUGCUCGCCGCUCGAGACUGUUCUCAAAAGUGCCCAGUUGCCCGUUUCCUCAGGGUUGGCGGCUCUGGACCAAUCUCAGCCGCACCCUUUGGACAACCUCAAAAAUCGGUUAAUGGAACCUGUGCAACUCACUUUCACGCGACUUUCUCUCUACACUCGGUCUGUCCUGUAUCUGUGAAUACUCUGCAUCACUUUUCGCCAUGGCGUCGACGCGUCAGCACCCGUUCGUGCAGAUUUAUCAAGACCCAAUGCCUGUUCCGACGAACAAUAUCUCACACAUGAACCGACCUCGACCGCGUUUGCAACCUUCGGCUAUGCCUCUGCAGCCACUCAGAAACCCCCCUGCUCCUCACCCACGCCCGGAGGUUAUCCUCAAUGCUCCAAUGGUACCCGGCCAACAGAUAUCCCCUCUCAAGAGCACACCGUUAUCUCCUCCAGCGCCUUACUUUGGAGACCUGAACUACGUUCCCAUCCCUCCGCCUAUGACGGCAACUCAUAUCUACACUGACUCGCCGGCCAAGCGACAUGCUGUUCCUUCCAGUCAGCAAUAUCGUCCCGUCCAAAUGGCGCAGCCAAUGUUUACCACCUUCGACAUAAAACUCGACUCAUAUGACCAAGAGAAUUUCGGGGCCACAACUACGCAAGAUAACUUCGUCGACUUUCCAGAACCCUCGUACGUACGAAAGCAACCUCUUAAGCGAUCAUAUUCAGAAGCGCAGAUGACGAAUGACCGUCCUUUCAAGAAGCCCCGGCAGGACGAUGAUUCCAUCUUCCAUCUACCUGACCCAGAGGACAUGCCUCCAGUCGAGGAUGAUGGCAACAAGCCUUCUUACAGCUAUGCUCAGAUGAUUGGGAUGGCUAUCCUGAGAGCACCAAAUCGCCGACUGACUCUCGCACAAAUCUAUGACUGGAUCUCUACUACGUUCGCCUUUUACCGCGAAGACACCAAGCAAAGCUGGCACAACAGUAUCAGACAUAACUUAUCCUUGCACAAGGCUUUUACCAAACAAGAGAGGCCCAAGGGAGAUGCUGGAAAGGGAAGCUAUUGGGUCAUUGAGCCGGGAAUGGAGUCACAGUUCAUCAAAGAUAAAAAUCGGAGAGGAACCAACAUCACCCAUAUGACCAUCAAUGCCAACGUGAUGCGUUCCGAGCCUCCGAAGAUUGCUCAACAACUCUCGGAUGCGUUGGCACCCAAUCCUUUCCUUGGUCAGUCCAGUGAACCACCUCCACCUCGACCCCAGACGGCUCCUGCUCUUCCAGAACUCUCAUCAGAUGCUACCCUGCCCGCCUCAGACCCCGCUCUAAACGAGCAUGAGACUGCGGAAUUUGAAGACAGCGGCCUGGCUCCAGCUCCAAAGUCGUCUCCUCCAGAUGCCAUCAACUCCUCACCGCCUGUGGUUGCACCUCAUCAUCAGCGCGCCAUCUCUUCCCCAUCGGCCCGACAGCCACGCCCAUCCGUGUCUCAUCGACAAAACCUAAGCAUUACCAAGAACGAUGACAGCGGCUACUUUUCGUCCAUUGAGUCGUCUGCGCUGCGCCCAAACAAGAAUGCCGUGAUGCUCACCUCGGAGCUGGACAUUGAGCCUAUGAGGAAGAAAAGAGGUCGUGCCGAGGAGGAGAUUGUGCGAAUCAGAAGCUCUUCACACGAUCUCACUCCAAGCCAUGCGAGAUUCCGGCCAUCAACAACGGAAGGCGCGCAGUCGUCGUCGCCCGUUCAUGUCAGCCCAAUGGCCCCUCAGAAUCCAAUGACUCCUGCUGUGGUCUUCAAGAAACCCGCCCGUCCUCCUCCUUCAGUCUCUCCAAACACACAACUUCUCCUGCAUCGCAAAGCAAUGCGCGAUUUCGCAAACUCACCUAUCAAAAGCUCUGGGCUGUUUUUGCUGGAAGAGGCAACAUACAGUCCUCUCAGGUGGACGAGCCUCGCACCAUCGUCUACUUUCCAUGAGGAAUCUUUUGAGAUUUUUUCGGAUCCAAUCCUUGGUCUUACUCCGGGCACGCCGAUGUGCGGCUCGUCACCACUAAAAGGAUCUGCCUCUCGCCCAACAUACGGUCGAGCAUCGACGUCGACCAAUGUCCUUACCGAGGUGUUUGGCAGCGCCCAGAAGCCCAACUCGAAGACCCCAACCCGUGGUUCUCUUCUACAGCCACGCGUGCGGGCUACACAAAACGGCUCGCCAUUGAAGGCCUCCGCUACGCAUGGCGCCGUCUUCGACGCACAAGAUGAUCUUUUUGAUUUCAAAUCAUUCGAGAACGACAACUCGGAUGACAACGACGAAGGUGUCGAUAUCCUUCAAGGCUUUGAGAAAAUUGGAGGGGCACCGGCGCAAGCCAAUGCCACCACAUCGACUGACCAUGCACGUCGACCAUCAUUGGGUCGCAGCUUUACUUCACGCUUCUGAUGUGUUAAUGAACUAGGUUGAUACUCGCUCAUCCACUGUUGGUUGAGUGGAGGAACUCUUCAUGUCCACUGUCUUUUGUUAUCUUGGGUGAUACCACCGUGUCGUUGGAUUCAUGGUGUGGCGUGAGAGCUCAUUGGAGCUUCCCUGCAGAUUGCAUACCGGCCGUUGAGUGCCUGGCUUGAUUGUGAGCGAGCCCAUGCUCUUGGGCCCCGCCUUGGACUACCUGCAGAGACAACUUUGCUAUGAUGUCAAGAGUUUAUGACUUGUUAUUAUGCCCUUCUUUUUAUGACGAUAUGGAAUUGUAUGACAGAGUAAUCGGGACUGAAUCUUGGAGGAGCGGCAAGUUGCUCGAGAACAGCCCCUAGAUAGUUUAGCAGCAAUGCAAUGGGAAUGCUCGUCUCGA